This is a messenger RNA of Drosophila ficusphila, 4498 nucleotides long. RefSeq names its product protein timeless homolog (gene timeout). The coding region runs from base 126 to 4331 and encodes 1401 amino acids. Gene Ontology annotation, molecular function: DNA binding. NCBI's taxonomy places the organism in Eukaryota, Metazoa, Arthropoda, Insecta, Diptera, Drosophilidae. Gene Ontology annotation, cellular component: replication fork protection complex. The transcript has 18 exons. The record is from RefSeq and is a predicted model, not a curated record. Gene Ontology annotation, biological process: replication fork arrest; DNA repair; DNA replication checkpoint signaling.
CAAUCAGCUGAUUAAGUUCGCGCGCUUUUCAUCCAAACAUCAUUGUGAAAUUUUGUUUUGUUUAUGUCGCCAAUUUUAUAAAUAGUUUAAAAAGUUCUGAUAAGAAGUGAUUAGUGUACUUUAAAAUGUCUAUUCUGCUGGCGGACAUUGAUGCCACAUGCGCGGCCUUGGGCUACAGUGAUGGCCAAAAAUACCAGGCGGAACCCGAUGCCGCCGAAAGUCUUAAGCACUUGAUUUGGAUUCUCCGUCGUGAUCUGGACAACCAUGAGUAUCGCCGCCAUUUGGGGCGAUCAAAAGUGCUCCAAACAGAUUUGGUUUACAUGCUGCCGGAUUAUGUGCACCAUGAGGAACUAUCUGACCUGUUGAUUCGCCUGCUGGUUAUCCUGACCAAUCCCACCCUGCUGCUUUACAGGGACGGCCCUCCCAAGGACAACCACGGCAGGAAGGUGUUCAUGGAGCUCAUCGACAUCCUUCAGGGCUACAAAGCAGCCUUUGCCCGUGACAAAAUCUGGACAUCACUGUUCGAGAAGCUCAAGCAGGCGUUGGAAAUUGCCUUUGCCAUUCGCAGCGAGGAGCAGAAUCUGCUGAUUGAACGCAUCCUGGUCCUGGUGCGGAAUGUCCUGCAGGUGCCAGCGAAUCCGGAGGCCGAGUGCCGGGCGGACAACGAUGCCAGCCUGCAUGAUCAGGUCAUCUGGGCCUUGCACCAAACCGGAAUGCUGGAUCUGGUGCUUUUUAUCAUCUCCUCGCCGGAUGAGGAGCAGUUUCAUCUGCACGGACUGGAGAUUGUGUGCCUGCUUUUCAGGGAACAGAGUGCCGAAUCCCUGGCAGAUGCCUCCCUGCAGCGCAGUCUCAGCGAGAAGCAGCGCGAUCAGCAGGAACUGCUGGCAGCUCGUCGCCGGGAGCGUGCCCGCCGCCAGGCUCGUCCUCCAACGGGUCGUCAUUCCCGCUUCGGCGGCACAUACGUCAUCCGGAACAUGAAGUCCGUCUCGGACCGCGACGUGAUCUGCCACCAGGCAUUGGAGCGGGUCUCAUCGAUCGACUUUGACCGCGAGAAGCAGCAGCAGAAGCGUUCCCAUCGACAAAUUGCUGAGGAGGCGCAGGUGACCCGCCGCAGUGCGUUCACCGUGAGAUUGUGCCUGCGCGAAUAUUGCAUCGAGGUGCUGCGCUCCGCUUACAACACGCUGGUGAGGCAGGUGCGUCGAGUCCUGGAACGCAACGCCGGAUCCUCCAGUCACGAUGACUCCUAUCUAUUGUGGGCCAUACGAUUUUUCAUGGAGUUCAAUCGUUUGAGUGGUCUACAAUUGCAGUUAGUCAGCGAAUCGCUGAGCGUGCAGUGCUUCCACUGGGUCCUGACGCGCAUGCAACAUGACAUGGACAUGAUUGUGAGCGACAAGAAACAGGCGCGUCUCUGGGCCAAGCGACUGCAUGUAGCCCUUUUGACAUUCCGGGAAUUGCUGCAAAGCCUGUUGGCACUGCAAAAGCUGAAGGAUGACAACAACGCGCGGGCCCUCUUCGAUAUGUUAUUGAACAACGUGUGCUACGUACUCGAGUAUCGGGAGACAGUGCUGCAUUUGUUAAUGAACUACAAUGAGGCGCACAGCACAAAGGUUUUCCUGCGCGAUGUGGUUGAAACGGCCAACGUUUUCAUUAAAAUGAUGGAGCGCUUCUGCCAGGACACCGUGGUUGUCCAGGAUAAAAAGCGUGGUGGUGCUGGCAGCCGCAAGAAGAAGCAGUCGGCAGCCAAGUCCAAACCGUCAACUGCACCACAACCAACUGAGGAAGAAUUGUCGAGCAAAUGGGCUGAAAUGGCAACGGAAGUGUGCAGCCUCCUAUCCGCAGAAUUGGAAUUGCCGGAGGACGAGCUCCCGAUUCCCUUUGACGCUGCAUCCGAGAAGUCCAUCGAUGACCAACGGGAGGAUUGCAUGAUUCGCAUAAAUAAGCUGCUGCGUUCCGAGAAACUGGACCAGGCCAUCGCCCUUAUGCGAGCCGCCAGGGAAGUUUGGCCGGAGAACGAAGUGUUCGGUGCAAUUUCCGCUGCACCGGAAGACGAACUGCUGCUGCUGCGUGAGAUUUUCAUGUCCAACAUUACAACAGCUGAGCCCGAUGAGAAUAAGGAGAACGAAAACGAGGACAAACAGGACGAGGACGAGGACGAUGACUUGGAUAACGAGGAGUACGAACAGCCGGAUAAUGGACUCACUGAGAAAACGUUCAAAUUUGAUGAUUUCGCUCGCAGAUUGCUUCAUCCGAAAAUCGUUCGCGCCUGCACAUUAGUGUUAUCUGACUGGGCGAGUAUACCCACUCGAUCCUUGAAAGCUGCUGUAACCAUUCUGCACCGCAUCGCCUACGAAUGCAAAUGUUCAGGAAUGCUUUUCCAGGCCAAGCUGUUUCGCAUCUUUCAACAAGUCUUCAGCGUGGAACGUGACGUCCAUCAGGAGGAGCUGCGUCGACUGGGCAUCUUCGUGGUGCGCAAAUUUGUCGAGGUGGCCCCGACUAAUCCCAAAAUCUAUGCAGAGUUAUUAUUUUACAAAGGCAUCAGGGAGGCGAACGAGCUGGAGUCGGGCUAUUGUGACGCCUAUGAAGCCGGUACCAAGGGCGCCUGGAGCGAGGAGCAGGAGUCGGAGCUGCGCUUCCUCUUCGAGGAGAACCAGCGGAACCCGGAAACCGAUAAGGAUGUGAUUGAUUGGAUUCUGGACAAUUUGGUCGACAAGACGCGCAAUCGUCGCACUGUACUGAAGAAGCUGAAGGAACUGGGCCUGCUGUUCAAGGCGCCCACCAAACGUUCAACGAAGUUGGCCCAGGGCGGCAAAAAUCUGUGGCAGCCGGAAGAGGAUGAGGAACUAAGGAGCUUAUACGAUCAGCAUCGCAUCGAGCCGGAUUGCCUGGAGCGUAUUGUCAAUGAGUUUGCCGAGCGUCGCACCAAACAACAGAUCAUCAAGCGAAUGCUGCAGAUUCAUAUGAUAGCGGACAAGUCAGAGAUUCUACCUCCAAAAACGAAAGGGCGUGGCAGGGCCAAAAAGCAGCAGUCAGAAAAUGAAGGUGAUGGCGAUGAGUACGACUUCGCGGAGGAGCCCAUGAUGGAGGAGAGUGGUUACAGGAAGCCCAAGACCAAACCCAAGAAACCCAAGAAAGCCAAAAAGCGACAGGUCGUGCGAACACCUUUGGAUGUGGGCACAGUGAGAGCAUUAAUCAGUCAGGUGAACUCGGAGAAGUAUCAAUCGGCCAUCGAGUGGCUGCAGGAGAGUCUGCAAGACGCCAGCGAGGAAACUGAGGAACCAGCCGAGGAUGACGAUGGUGUCCCCUUGCUUCCUUUGAUGCAGGACCAAAAGGAUGCCAUGGAGGAUGGUGAUUUCCAAAAGGUUCUCGUUGCUCUGGGAAUGCAGCCACCGAUUCUUGGCAUGGAGAGCUACUGGCGCAUUCCCACCUACUUAAAUCAAGCGGACUUGCAAGUGCGUUCCAAAAUUUUGGCCGGAGAGGAGGUUGACCUUGAACCCGAAGACGAGGCUGAUGGGGAUGAAGAUGAUGAUGAUGAGGAGCAAGAUGAAGAUAAACAAGAGGAGAGUGAGGAGGAGGACUUCUUGGAAAAACACAGCAGGCAGCGGCAGGAGAACAUUGCCGCCGAGCAGCAGAAAAAACUAGAUAGUCUGAUGUUCAACCAGAGCGAUGACGAAACCGAGCAACGUGCGCCUCCCAAAAGCAAGGACAAAUCCAAGGCCGCAGAAAAGAAGGCCAAGCGAAAGGUCAAAGACAAAGCCAAGGAGCCAAAGGACUCGGGCGAGGAUGGGGCAGAGAAACCCAACACUGAUGAUUUAUUUGACCAAUUGAGAGCCAAGCGAGCCACUAAAAUCAAACUGAGCGAUAUGGCUCUAAAUGAGUCAACAAAAGCCGCUCAAGAGGCGGACGAUGAUGCAUUUAACUUCAACUCGGAGGACUAUCGUGCUCGCCUGCUGGAAUUGGAGGAGGAAGAGGAGGAGAAGGAGGAAGAGGGGAAUCAGAAGGACGAGGAUGAUGCUGCCAAUGAGGACAAAGAGAACAAUACCAAUAAGUCCCUGCAGCGUGCACGUCGCGUUAAUGUAAUUGACUCGGAUAGCGACAACGAUGCUGAUGAUGAUGAUGGCGCCUUGCCCGCCGACAAGACAAACAAACGCCCACGAAGCGACGACGAUCAGGAGGAUGCCAAUGGAGAUGGGAAUGGGAAUGCCGAUGAGGAGAGCGACGACGAGGAGGCCAACUUUCUGGCCCGGAAAAAACCAGCCAAAGUCGACGGAGAGCCGGCCAAGCGGCGUCGGUUGGCCAUCAUCGAUGACGAUGAUGAUGAGGAUGAUUUUUAAUGCACUACCGUUCCGCUUUUGAAUUUAUAGCUCACCGGAAUGGAAGCUCGAAUAAAUGUAACUUUCAAUUUGCAUACAGCUUUUGCUUGUUCUUUUAUCAUGUACGUCCUUGUAGCUGAAAGACUAUAAUAGUUGUUGAAGUCUAAUAAAGUCUCUUUAAAGAAAUA